Molecule: messenger RNA, 1691 nt
Organism: Oncorhynchus kisutch (coho salmon)
Lineage: Eukaryota; Metazoa; Chordata; Actinopteri; Salmoniformes; Salmonidae
Product: transmembrane protein 179B-like
Exons: 5
Coding region: 94-732 (212 amino acids)
Source: RefSeq, a predicted model, not a curated record
GCACAAUUUAACACGCUUGGAACGGAGUGCGUUGUCCGUGUGCUAGGGUGUCCUCGAUGGGUAUUAUAGGAUGGCUUUGCAGAGGUGUUCGUGAUGGUGUUGCCGUGGCUGCUCGUUUUGGAGCUCGUACUUUACGCAGGCUGUUUCAUCUGUGGAAUAAUGUCCGCUGCUUCUCUGACAAUCACCCAGGGCCACUUUACAGGGCAGUGCAUUCUUUAUGGGUCUGUUGAGUACAACACAUCUGGCCUGAUCCUGGAGAACCCCAGCCAUCCUUCCCUCUGCUACUUUGUGUCAGCCAUCUCCGUGUCUGUGGCCAUCUACUGCUUCUGCCUCACCAUCUACUGGAUCUACACCAGCUGUGUGGAAGAGGAGGUCAAGAGGGAAAGACUGUGGCUGAAUGUGACUCUGGGGGUGUGUAUGAAGAUAUUGUUUUUCCUGGCGGUGUCAGGGUGUACCCUGAGGAUCGGCAGGGACCGCCUCUGUCUGUCUGCCCUCCACAACGUGCCAUCCAUAACCAGUUGUGAAGAAGCUGAGAAUAAAACCUGGGUCAGUCCCUACAAUGGAAGUCAGUUCUACACGGGAUUGUAUAAUGCAGAGAAGUCCGUGUGGGUGAACUUCUUCUUCUGGGUGCAGAUCGUGGUGGUGGUGUUUGUCCAGAAACGUCAGGGGUUAGGCUCAAGGUCAGAAUGGAGCGUGUCUGAAACAGAGCCCUUCUUCCACCGUCCUGUCUGACCCUACCGACCACACCAAGCCAGAUGGGUGCCAUAAUGGUUGUGUUCCUCUGCUCAGAUGUUGCUGACGAAUGCCAGAUCUUACAACACAUACAUAGGUAUUUUACGUAUCAGCUAAACCAAAUGUUUUAGCACGUUAUCACAGUUGAUGACGUGGCACACAACCAUUAGUUGAUGCAUGCAACGUCUGAGCAGGGCAACACGACCAAUGUGUCCUUGAAUACAGUUCCUUGCAUGCAACAACCUAGUUUUGUCCCAAGCUCAAGACAGGGAUAACAGUGGGUCAUAAAACCGGUUGUACUCAAUUAUUGGUAAUGUAAUUAGUUUCCACUGCAGUAUGAAAUAGUCUACCAUACACAUUUUACUUAAAUUGGCUGAAUUGGCCCCGACUCUGUCAUAUGGAUAAGUCCUUUUAUUAAAUAUAAAACUAAGAUUCCUUUUGAUAAAGCCACUCAGUACUGACAUUAAAGGCAUUACAACCUCUAAUUUAGGCCAGCAAUGGGGUGCCCUAACUACAAUGUGUUUUCCCUUUGGAAGAGUGGGAAUAGUACAAUUAACAUUGGAGGUAACUUCUUCCAUUUUUGUAUACUUAUCAGUUUAACCAAUUAGUUACACAAUUCAGUCACUUCCUGUUACGUAAAAUGACCUGCUCAAUGUAUACUGAUUGAUGUAACAGCUGUGAAAGUCAAACAUUUCCUGUGUUUUUCAUGUGUUUUUGUCAAAGCAAAAUCUGUCAUUACUAAAAUCUUUAUUGAUUAUGAAGUCAUUAUUAAUGAAGUACAGUUACAUUGUUACUAGUUAUUUUCUAGUACUGAAUAUGAGUUACAGUGGGAACAUUUUACGAGAAAAAGGUUUGCAAUAUUGUUCCAGAUUCACUCCAUCACAACCUUCAUAAAUGGCAUUAACUACAGUAAGUCUCCAUUCUCAACCACUGACACAUGAAAUAAAUGUUUUGUCAUA